Aureobasidium namibiae CBS 147.97 is the source of this 534-nucleotide messenger RNA. RefSeq lists its product as uncharacterized. The record is from RefSeq and is a predicted model, not a curated record. NCBI's taxonomy places the organism in Eukaryota, Fungi, Ascomycota, Dothideomycetes, Dothideales, Saccotheciaceae. The coding region runs from base 1 to 534 and encodes 177 amino acids. The transcript is spliced from 2 exons.
AUGGGAGCUGCAAUGCUACUCGGCGUCUCUAUCCCGUUCAAAGAGGGCUCCCCUGCUAAGAUCAUUCUCAACACCACGAAUAUCCUGCUCAAGGAAAGGAAAAGAAAAAGGGUAGUUCAUGUUCCUCAUCAAGCUCCCGCAUCCAUCACAGGGUCUACUAUCACCGGUUUCGAGAUGGACGAGCAGUCUCACCUAUCGACCCCUGCCUCUGGUCACCAUACUCCAGGAGCAUCGUCUGUCAUCUGUGCAGCAUUGGAAGCCAGGAUUGAACAACUUCUAGAAGAAAAUACUCUCCUGGCCCAAGAGCUGAGAGAUCUCCACCAUCAAAACGCAGAAAGGAAAGAGAGAAAGAAGCAGAAGAAAGAAAGAAAGAGCAAAGAGAAGAAGGCUAAGCUCAGAACGGAUGUCUGGAGAGAGAUCUUAAGACUCAUCACAGCAGUUCUGACACCUUUGCCCGACGGCUCUCCUGGAAGGCUUGUGGUCAUGGCUAUUGAGGCUUUGUGGUUGAGGGAGAGGGUUCCUGUUCCCGCAUAA